Fonsecaea erecta is the source of this 1683-nucleotide messenger RNA. RefSeq lists its product as hypothetical. The coding region runs from base 1 to 1683 and encodes 560 amino acids. The record is from RefSeq and is a predicted model, not a curated record. NCBI's taxonomy places the organism in Eukaryota, Fungi, Ascomycota, Eurotiomycetes, Chaetothyriales, Herpotrichiellaceae. The transcript has 3 exons.
AUGCCUUCAACUCUCACACUUGCCUGGCUGUGGUCCAGCUGCUGGGGUCUCUGGGGGAUGGUCAGCGCGCAAGGUCUGCCUCAGGUCGACUUGGGAUACCAAAUCCAGCAAGCGUCUUCUUUCAACUCUACAGGUCAAGUCUACAACUUCAGCAACAUCCGCUUCGCCCAGCCACCGGUGGGUAAACUUCGUUUUGCCGCUCCUGUUCCUCCGACGGGUCGCAACACGACGGUACAAGACGGCAGUGUCGGCGCCAUCUGCCCUCAAGCCGAUCCAGACUGGCUCCCCAUCGCGGAGGCAUUUACCACCGCCUUCGCGGAAGGAAAGCCAUUCAACUACAGCGCGGUCGUCGCCCAGCUCCAAGCCAACCCGCCAGCGCCAUCUCCGCCCGACCCAAGGGUGAAGGAGGACUGCCUGUUCCUCGACGUGUUUACUCCAAAGUCUGUGUUUGACAAGGCUCAAAAUAAGACGAAUGGAUUCAACGGCGUUCCCGUGCUUGUCUGGAUAUAUGGAGGCGGGUAUACGGCCGGCCAGAAGGCUGGAUCCGGCAAUCCGGCCGGUCUCAUUCACACCAGCCAGGCCAACGGAUCAGAUGGAAUUGUGUUCGUCGAGUUGAACUACAGACUCGGAGCAUUCGGCUGGCUCUCUGGACCCACGCUCGAAGCCGCCGAGGGCGGCGUGUCGAAUGCUGGUCUGUACGAUCAACGACUCGCGCUCGAGUGGAUUCAGACCAACAUCCAUUUGUUUGGAGGAGACCCAAACCGCGUCACCAUCAUGGGCGAGUCUGCCGGCGGCGGAUCAGUCAUUCACCAGAUGACCGCCUAUGGCGGAUUGAAGCCGGUGCCGUUCCAGCAGGCAAUCCCCCAGUCGGGCGCCUGGCUCCCGGUCUCGAGCAACUUCCAGAAGGAAAACGUUACGCAGGCGUUCCUUGCCCUGUGCAACGUGACGUCGAUCGAGGCGGCGCGCAACCUGUCGUCCGCGGCCGUGAUGGCGGCCAACGCCCUACAAAUCGGCAUGUCCAAUUACGGUGGGUUCACCUACGGACCCGUGGUCGACGGCAACUUCGUGCCCGACCAGCCCGGCCGGCUGCUGGCACGGGGCCAGUUCGCUAACACGCUCAAGGUGCUGGCCGGCCACAACACCAACGAGGGCCCCCUGUUCAGCGACCCGCGGCUGCGCACCAACGCCGACGAGGCCACCUGGCUGCGGCUCUCGCUGCCGGACAUUUCCGACUCGAUGGUGGAUUAUUUGCUGAAUACGCUGUACCCGGCCACGUACGACGGGUCGAUGCCGUACAGCACGGCGACGGAGCGCGCGACGCUGAUCGUUCAAGAGGGCUUCUUCACGUGCAACGUCAACUUCCUAGGUAAGGCCUACGGCGCCAACGUGUCCGAGUACCAGUUCGCGGUGCCGCCGGCCCUACACGGCCAGGACGUGCCGUACACGUUCUUCAACGGCGUGGUUAACGGCACGGGCGUGGUGGCCUCCGUCGCCCAGGAGUUGCAGCGGUAUAUCAUCGACUUCGUCCAGACCGGCAGCGCCAACGGGACCGGUGUGCCAGUCUUUCCGCUCUACGGGCCCAAAUCGGUGGAGACGGUCCUCAAUGUUACCGGCAUCACACACAUGACGGACCCGGACGCCAAUCGCCGCUGCGCCUGGUGGCAGACCGCGUUAUACUAUUAG